This is a messenger RNA of Schistosoma spindalis, 1024 nucleotides long. Lineage: Eukaryota; Metazoa; Platyhelminthes; Trematoda; Strigeidida; Schistosomatidae. The record is from the annotation of a GenBank genome assembly.
GUCAAAUUGAAAAGGAAGCUCUUGCGAUCCUUUUCGCUGUCAAAAGAUUUCAUAAAAUGCUCUAUGGUCGUACAUUUACUCUACUGACAGACCACAAACCUUUGAUUGCAAUCUUUGGUUCUAAGAAAGGAAUCCCUGUCUAUACGGCUAAUAGACUACAGCGCUGGGCAACAAUGCUCCUGAGUUAUGAUUUCAAUACCAAGUAUCAGUCGACAAAUAAUAUCGGUCAAGCCGACGCUCUCUCUCGAUUAAUUGGGGUUCAGCAUCCUGGACCAGAGGAUAUAAUCAUUGCCUCCAUAGCAGUAGACCCAGAAAUACGAAAUAUAGUGGCAGAUGCCAUUCGAAACACUCCAGUGUCGUCAGAUGAAGUCAGAGAAGAAACUCUUCGAGACCCGAUUCUACAAGAAGUUAGAAAGUUCCACCUGGAAGGAUGGCCCGCGAAGAUCAGUUCCACAGAGCUUCAACAGCUUUACCAGCGUAGACUCUUUCUCAAUCAUCGACGACUGCCUGCUGUUUGCCGAACGUGUCAUAAUCCCAAAGAAGCUACAACCAGCAGUGCUUGAACAGUUGCACGCAGGACAUCCUGGAAUAAAUCGCAUGAAAGCAUUAGCACGAAGUUAUGUAUGCUGGCCGCAUUUAGACACCCAACUGGAGCAGCUAUCCCGUUCAUGUACCAAAUGUGCAUUAGCAACGAAAGCACCGCGAAAAGCAGAGCUGCAAUCAUGGCCAAUACCACAGUCACCGUGGCAGCGUAUACACUUGGACUUUGCUGGUCCACUUCAUGGACAAACUUACCUUUUGGUAGUUGAUGCAUAUAGCAAGUGACCAGAUAGACAGCAACGAGAUUCAAUAUCGAUUACCUCUUGAUGUUAUGCUAGACACCUUUGAAAUCAAAACGCCUGGAACAGACAGGUCAGUUUCUGUUCAAGCAAAGAGUGAUACUUCUUUAUUGCCUAGACGAUGGACAAAUCGAAAGCACAGGCCAGUCACUCGGUUGCAGUUGGACCCUAGCACCAGAUCCUAC